This is a messenger RNA of Neurospora hispaniola, 2064 nucleotides long. RefSeq lists its product as uncharacterized. The record is from RefSeq and is a predicted model, not a curated record. Lineage: Eukaryota; Fungi; Ascomycota; Sordariomycetes; Sordariales; Sordariaceae. The transcript has a single exon. The coding region runs from base 1 to 2064 and encodes 687 amino acids.
AUGGUUGCGCAAUACGGGCCCGGGCCCGGCCCUGGUGUUGGCUCACUUGGGGUGGGCGGCGGCGCCAGCGACCGGGAUGUGUCCAUGUUGGCGUUGCGGGGACCAUCCUCGGUCGUGGGCGGCGCUGGUGGCACCGGCGUGCGGGCGACAUACCGAGACAGCUACAGCCACCACGGCCACGGCCACGCUCACCACAGCAGUAACAACAGCAACUUUAGCUCGUCGACCCCGUACGUCUCGUCGCGAGCUCGAAGAUAUAACCGCUCCCACGCCGGCGGCGCUUCCUUCAUCCCGCAAAACGAAUUCCCUGUUUUCAGCCAUAGCGGCGAUGUCGAGAUCGUCGUGCGCGUCCCCUGCGGACUCGAGAACCGAUACCUACUGCAUCGACACAUUUUGACGAGGUGUUCGGGUUUCUUUGAAGCCAGCACCAGCCAGGAAUGGUCGCGCGCCCAGACGGUUCCAGGAGCAGGAGGGGGAGGGGGAGAAGGAGUAAUACCAGAGUUGCCCGCGCCGGGCGGCGCAUCCAAGGGUGGGAGCAGCGGGAACGGGGCAGGAGGAACAGGAACAGGAACAGUAGCAAGGGCGACGCAGGAUUCAACAAGCCCCAAAAAGCGAUGGCGAUACGAACUCGACACCGGCACCGACGACAACGACAUCCCCAUGCUCGUGCAAAAGGACGAGUCCUCUGCAUCACUAGCACCACCACCAAUACCGUCUACACCCUCCGGCCCUCCAACAACCCAAUCCUCCAUCUUCGGCAACGGCUCCGGGUCAGGAUCAGGGUCCUCGGGAGGCCGACACCGCAGCAACAGCCAAAAGUCCAACCACACCCAAUCCAAUUCCUUCUUCCGCUCUGUCGCCAACCUCUCGCUAUCCCACUCCUCCCACCGUCAAUCCCACCACCAGAACUCUCCCUCGGCAAGGGAAGAACCCCCUCAGGCAGACCUCGACCUCCUCCGCGACUACGACAACCUCUUCCGUAUCAUGUACAACUACCCGCCCACCCUUGACCCCAUUUCUUUGCCGGACGCCUACGUGCAAUGCAAGUCUCUGCUGCAGCUCGCCGACCAGUACGAUGCGCUAGCCGUCGUCGGGCCACGGGUCGAUCACCACUUGCUGCAGUUCCAGUCGCGGUUAUGGCGGCAGAUAGCUAAAUACCCCAUCUCCUAUCUGCGGCUGGGGUACUUGGCCAGGAGCAAGGUCAUCUUCCAGGAGGCGCUGAUACACGUUGUAGGCCAGUGGCCCGCGGGCGAACGGUCGAUCAGAGCAGCGAUGCCCGAGUCGGUGGUGGAUAUCAUUGAAGACAAAGUCGACGAGCUCGAAGAGGUCGUUUCACGCGUGGAAGCACGACUCUUCCGCUUAGGCGUCACCGGACGCGGAGGAGAGAGGGUAGGGCCGGGAAAUGGUUACGUCGAUUGGCUCGCCGUCAGUCUUUUCCGCGAAUGGCUAGCAGAAAACACCUCCCCGCCUCCUUCUUCGGCCGAGUAUACCUCCUCCUCCAAUAAACACCACAACUCCGAACGAUAUAGUCGCGGCGGACAUGGACAUGGACACCGUUCCAGCAACAACAACGUCACGAGCAAUAGGGCCCGCCAUAAUAGUUCCAGCUCCGGGUCUGCAUCAGGUUCCAACACUAACUCCAAUUCCGGUCCCCGAGGCGACCCCUACGCAGCAGCAGUAACAACAACAUCAGCAACAACGACCCCGAACCUCGCCACUUUAGGUCGCACUUUUCGUCUCUUGGGCGGUUCGCCCAAGGAGUACCUCACCUACGACGACUGCAAGCGCUUUCUGAAACUCUCGCCCGAGCUCUACAACCGCGACAAUCUGAGACGGUUCGAGAAGCGGAUCGAAGAGCUGAAAGCCAUGGCGAGAGAGGUGGUUCGGCCAUUGAUGGGGAGUGGGCUGGAACUGGAGAUUUCCGGCGGCGGGGGAAGUGGGAAUCCCGUAACAACAAAAGAGGGGAGGGGAGAUGGAAGUGGUGGGAGUGGGGGCAGCAUGCUGGGGUAUUUGACUUGUACGACGGUUUAUGAUCGGGAUUUACCGUGGAUGAGUUAUGAGUGA